Acomys russatus (golden spiny mouse) is the source of this 1810-nucleotide messenger RNA. It is a transcript of the gene Mat2a, whose product is annotated as methionine adenosyltransferase 2A. The record is from RefSeq and is a predicted model, not a curated record. NCBI's taxonomy places the organism in Eukaryota, Metazoa, Chordata, Mammalia, Rodentia, Muridae. Gene Ontology annotation, molecular function: methionine adenosyltransferase activity; ATP binding. Gene Ontology annotation, biological process: S-adenosylmethionine biosynthetic process. Gene Ontology annotation, cellular component: cytosol; methionine adenosyltransferase complex. The transcript has 9 exons. Bases 36 to 1223 code for a protein of 395 amino acids.
CGCCGCUGCUCCGUGUCCUCUCGCCCGCCGCCGCCAUGAACGGACAGCUCAACGGCUUCCACGAGGCGUUCAUCGAGGAGGGGACGUUCCUCUUCACCUCAGAGUCUGUGGGGGAAGGUCACCCAGAUAAGAUCUGUGACCAAAUCAGUGAUGCUGUUCUUGAUGCACACCUUCAGCAAGACCCCGAUGCCAAAGUGGCCUGUGAAACUGUUGCUAAAACUGGAAUGAUUCUUCUUGCUGGAGAAAUUACAUCCAGAGCUGCCAUUGAUUACCAGAAAGUGGUUCGUGAAGCCAUUAAGCACAUUGGAUAUGAUGAUUCAUCCAAAGGGUUUGACUACAAGACUUGUAAUGUGUUGGUGGCCUUGGAACAACAGUCACCAGAUAUUGCCCAGGGUGUUCAUCUUGACCGGAAUGAGGAAGACAUUGGUGCAGGAGACCAGGGUUUGAUGUUUGGUUAUGCCACUGAUGAAACUGAAGAGUGUAUGCCUUUAACCAUUGUCUUAGCACACAAGCUAAAUGCUAAACUGGCUGAACUACGUCGCAACGGCACAUUGCCUUGGUUACGCCCAGAUUCUAAAACUCAAGUGACUGUGCAGUAUAUGCAAGACCGAGGUGCUGUGCUUCCUAUCAGAGUCCACACAAUUGUUAUAUCUGUUCAGCAUGAUGAAGAAGUUUGUCUUGAUGAAAUGAGAGAUGCUCUAAAAGAGAAAGUGAUCAAAGCUGUCGUGCCUGCAAAAUACCUUGAUGAGGAUACAAUUUACCACCUACAGCCAAGUGGCAGAUUUGUUAUUGGUGGGCCUCAGGGUGAUGCUGGUUUGACUGGCCGAAAAAUCAUUGUGGAUACUUACGGCGGUUGGGGAGCUCAUGGAGGAGGGGCCUUUUCAGGAAAGGAUUACACCAAAGUGGACCGCUCAGCUGCUUAUGCUGCUCGAUGGGUAGCAAAAUCCCUUGUUAAAGGAGGUCUGUGCAGGAGGGUUCUUGUUCAGGUCUCUUAUGCUAUUGGAGUUUCUCAUCCAUUGUCGAUCUCCAUUUUCCAUUAUGGUACUUCUCAGAAGAGUGAAAGAGAGCUAUUAGAAAUUGUAAAGAAGAAUUUUGAUCUUCGCCCUGGGGUCAUUGUCAGGGAUCUGGAUCUGAAGAAGCCAAUUUAUCAGAGGACUGCAGCCUAUGGCCACUUUGGUAGGGACAGCUUCCCAUGGGAAGUGCCCAAAAAGCUUAAAUACUGAAAGUGUUAGCCUUUUUUCCCCAGACUUGUUGGCGUAGGCUACAGAGAAGCCUUCAAGCUCUGAGGGAAAGGGCCUUCCUAAAAUUUUUCUGUCCUCUUUCAGCUCCUGAUCAGUUGCAGUCACUCUAAUCAAUGACAUGAAUUUAGCUUUUGUGGGGGACUGUAAGUUGGGCUUGCUAUUCUGUCCCUAGGUGUUUUGUUCACCAUUAUAAUUGAUAUAGUGAGCAUAGGUAAUCCGUGUAACUGCCUAGAAACAAACACUGUAGUGAAUAAUGCUUUGAAAUCGAACCUUUGUGCCCUAUCACCUAAUCCUCCAAAGUCCUAAUUGCAAUUACUUUCCCACCAGAUGCUGAAAAUGUCCUUGUAAUGUGCACGUAAAGUACUUGUAGUUUGACUAUAGACUCUGGCAGUGCCACAGCCCUGUCCGCAUGAAUUUGUAAUGUCUUGAGCUCUAUUUAUUGAAUGUGAAGCCCCUUCCCUUACCCUCCCUGUAACUUAAGUCUUUUCUAAUUAUGUAGUUCUUUUUGUCAGGGAGUGUUCCUGUCCAAUCAAUCUUGCAUGAAACGCAAGUUUCAAUUGGAGCUCUAG